Cucumis melo (muskmelon) is the source of this 2435-nucleotide messenger RNA. RefSeq lists its product as uncharacterized. The record is from RefSeq and is a predicted model, not a curated record. The transcript is spliced from 11 exons. NCBI's taxonomy places the organism in Eukaryota, Viridiplantae, Streptophyta, Magnoliopsida, Cucurbitales, Cucurbitaceae. Bases 90 to 1367 code for a protein of 425 amino acids.
GGCCGAAUCAUUAGCAUAUAUACUUUGUCAUUUGUUCUUGCAAAUAUCGACAUUCCUUCCUGUAACGUCGGAAUUAGCAAUUUGACAACAUGGAAACAUCUGUCACCUCUGCCGCCGGCGCCACCUUUUUGCCCUCCUCUACCGCCGUCGUUUGCCGCCGACGUCGAUGGAUUUUCCUAUCCAGCAAAACUAACAGACGCGAAUAUACUAUCAAGAGAGGUAUUGAAGACAGUUCUCCCCUUUUCAAUAAAUUUUCAAAGCGAACUGCUACAUCAGUCUCCGGAACUUCAUCGGCUUCAAUGAAGAAGAUGAUCUCGAAUGGAUAUGGUGGUAGAAAUUCGAAUGUCAAAAAGAUAUACAAGCAAUUGGAAUCUUGUUUAGUGAUACCGCCGCCGAGGGGUAAGCCACCUCGCGCUAUCAUCAAGUUCCUCGGCGGCGCUUUCAUCGGAGCUAUUCCUGAAGUCUCUUACAGCUACUUAAUUGAGUUUUUGGCAAAGGAAGGGUUUCUGAUAAUCUCAGUACCUUACAAUGUGACUUUCGAUCAUGCCAAUGCCGCGAGACAAGUAUUCGAGAGGUUUCAUGUCUGUUUGGAUACCAUUUUAGCUUCCGGAUUGCCCGAUGAAGAUAUUUCACCUUCUCAACUCGUUAACCUUCCUCUAUUUUCUGUGGGUCAUAGCAAUGGCGCGCUUCUACAAGUACUCACGGGGAGCUAUUUCUCUGAAAAGAUACCUAAGGCUAAUGCUAUAAUCUCCUUCAACAACAGGCCAGCAACAGAGGCUGUUCCUUACUUCGAGCAGUUGGGCCCUUUAACCAGUCAGAUGAUGCCAGUUGUACAAGCAUCUCCAGUUUACUCAAUGGCUAGGAGUGUCUCAGAGGAUGCAAGGAAGAUAUUGCUCGAUGCUGCUGGAGCUAUUGUUCCAGACAGUGAUCGAGAAGUCUUGAAUUCUCUGACCAAAUUUGUUGAUCAGUUGCCCUCAGUGUUUAACCAGGUGACAGAAGGGGUUUCAGAGUUCAGACCAACUCCAUCUGAGAAUCGAGAUUGCUUCAAGUGUAAUUACAAUGUCCAAAACACUCUUCUGGUGAAGUUCAUUUCAGACACGAUUGAUGAGACCGAUCUACUUGAACAAACACUAAAGCCUCGCGUCGAGUCUAUCAAUGGCACACUUGAGAAGGUUGAGUUAAGUGGAAACCAUAUCACACCAUGCGUACAGAGAUGUAAGAACGAAUUCCUUCUUAUGUGUUCGAUGUGUACCUCCCACCUACAUAUGGUGCAUAUAGAAAGGAGGACCAAUAGUCCCAUCUACAUUGAGCAGAGCCUACUGAGCUCUGAGCUCAUUGCGCCCCAUCAAAAUCCUACACACAUUUAACAAGAUCAACUCAACUUUGAAGCUGCCGCACAAAUUUCAAAGCCAGAUGAAGAACCAAAGAAACAGGUUAGGAGGAGACGCCAUAGCCGGCGGCGGCUUUACAAGGAAGUGCCUCUGGAUAUGGCUGAGGCUAGAAGAGAGAUUGUAACUGCACUUAAGCUCCAUAGAGCAUCAUCAACCAAAGAAGCUGCAAGAGAGCAGCAACAAAAGCAGGACCAAGAAAGUAAACAAUCAUUUCCUCUGUUUCCUGAAUUAGGCCAAUGUUUUGAAGCUGAAGGAAGAAGGAAAUCCAAAAGAAACCCCAGGAUAUACCCAAGUUGUUCGUAUGAUUGCUCAUUUUAUUUGGAAAAUGGGUCUGGUUUUGUUGCUCCUCCACCUGAGAAUCUCAAUACAGAAAUCCCUAUACAAACCUUUGAUGAUGAUUUCAAAACUUUGGAUACUUGUUCUUCAUUUUGUUCACUUUCAUUCUGGCCCCCACCAUCUUCAUAUAUUUGUCCCACUGUUUCUUGCCCUGAUACUCAUCAUCAGGAAUUCCCCAAAUCAGUUUCAUUACGUGAGGAAGAAGGCAAUUUAAUGGCUUCUGAUGUGUUUUGGUUCAAUAAUGACCCAACUGGAGUGAAUGAAAAGGACAUGCAGCAGGAAGCAGUGUUGGAGGAGGAAGCUAUGGCUAUGGCUAUGGAUGAUUUGAAGUCCAUGUCCAUGGACGUGAAAGCUUUAGAGAUUGAUUGUCACCAUAGUUCUGAUAAUGCUAUGGAAUUUCCUGAUUGGAUGAGCAUUAAUGACGAUUCUUUGCAGCAGUAUUCGAAUUAUCAUUUUGUAGAGGAAGAUUGCCUUCAAGAGCCUGACCUAUCCUGGUAUCAAUUUAACUUUUCUUAAUAUUAACGAAAUCCGACCCCAAACUAAAAAAAAAAAAAAAAUCACAUUAGGAGCUAGCUUGUCUUUCAUCUUCUUGUACACUUCUAGUUUCUCCUUUUCUUUUCUUUUUCAUUUUUAGUAAUGAACUGAUUCUCUAGUUGAAUGUAGUUUCUUUUGGGUACCUUUCUUCAUAUUAAUGAAAUUCAUAUUUUU